AUGCUUGUCAUAGUCUCAUACUUUAUUUACUCAAUAAAUGAUGUGCUUUCUUAUCAAUACACACUGACUUCUUCUUCGCAAUUAAAUGAUCUACUGAGAGAUGAUGUCAUAUAUAAUGUUAAAGACUCAAUGGAUAUGGCAACCUAAGUCAUAUACACGGGUCCUGAUGAGUCAGUCGCCGAAAACAUAGACCUAUAUUUUUCCAUAUAUUUUCAAAUACUUUAAAGAGAUGGAAAAAGCAAGCACGGAAUAAGUAACUAUACUUUAUUUUAAGAGUAUCAUUUUGAAGAAUGUAAAGAGGGCAGAUUUGGUACCUUAGGUGCAGCGGCCCAUUACAGGGGAAUUUAUGAUUACUAUAUGUGCCCAAUCACAACUGAUUUUUUUGUUUAAGGGGAUUUUGGCUCAAAAAUUUAAAAGUCAUUAGUUCUUAUUGUUGAUUAUUGUAACCAGACUUUUCUAGACUUGUAAAGUCCCGGAAAAGGAAGAAUUUGUAAAUCAAUCCAGGAAAUAGAUUAAGUCAUUCCUUUUAGUAUACUCUACCAUCAUAACAAAUAAUUAUAAUUUGACUAAAAUGAUUUUACGUCAAAUCCAGUCAAAUCUACUUUGUUCGAGACUCCUUUCAACUUAAACACAGGCAUAUCUACUGCAUACUUUUAUAAGAUUACUAAAACUAGAGUAACAUUAAAGGAUUAUUUGCUUUCGAAUUCGAUGAAUCAGUAAGAGAUUGAAUACUAUAAUUAUUAUGAAUAGUAAAAUGAGAAUAUGCAGUUUAAAUACCUUCCAAAUGACAAAAAACUUGGAUCAGCUUACCUACCUAAUGGUUGGCCUUUAAUAAGUGUAUUUCAUUUGGUUGAUCCUUAUGUUAAAAUAUAAGAGAGACUAAGAUUUUCAUUACUAGAUGCUCUAUCAAAAACUGGAGGAUUUGCUGGAGUGAUUUCUUUAAUAUUCAUGAUUCUUUCAAGAUUAAUUAAAUUUGGAACUUAUGAGGAAGCUUUGAUAUCGUAGUUAUAUUUGACAAAGUAGCAGACAUUAAAUAGGAAAAUUAAAAUCGGGGGCCUAUCUAAUAACUAAAUACUUAACUAAUCUGAUUCUAUGAAUUCCCCACCUCCCAGCUCCAAAGAUUAGUCUUCAUCUUAGAUAGAAUUGGACCUAGGUGUUUGUAGUUAAGUUUGA
Molecule: messenger RNA, 1173 nt
Organism: Stylonychia lemnae
Lineage: Eukaryota; Ciliophora; Spirotrichea; Sporadotrichida; Oxytrichidae
Source: the annotation of a GenBank genome assembly